Molecule: messenger RNA, 787 nt
Organism: Nicotiana tabacum (common tobacco)
Lineage: Eukaryota; Viridiplantae; Streptophyta; Magnoliopsida; Solanales; Solanaceae
Source: RefSeq, a predicted model, not a curated record
CAAACCAAAAAACAUUAGCCUCUCACGUGUAAUAGUUUCUGUAGCUUAAGAAAUUUAUACAAUUUGAUUCGUACGGCCACUUGGUUUUUGUUACUUCAUUUCCUUCUCAUUUUCAAGCCUUUAUAAGAAAAGCAAACCCCAUCAACCCCUUUACCAAUUUAGCCUAUCUUUGAUAGAGAAAAUCAAUAGUAGAGUAUUUUUGAAAGGAAAAAUGGCUCUUGAAACUGUUGUUUUCCAACAAGAUCCUUUCAUUUAUAGCCACGAAGAUUUUUACAAUCUUGGUGGUUUUUUUCAUGAUUAUAAUUGGGAUUCUUCUCAUUCUUCAAUAGCACAAAGCUAUAAUAACAACUCUUCAUCCCCCGAAGUUUGCACCGGAUUCUUGCCGGCGGAAUAUACUCCGGUGGAGACUCCGGUUGUUUCUUGCCGGAGAAAAAGACGGCGCACUAAAUGUUCUAAGAACAAGGAGGAAAUAGAGAACCAAAGGAUGACUCACAUUGCUGUCGAAAGAAAUCGCCGCCGGCAAAUGAACGAUUACCUCGCCGUUCUCCGAUCAUUGAUGCCUCCUUCCUAUGCUCAAAGGGGAGACCAAGCAUCAAUUGUUGGAGGCGCAAUUAAUUUUGUAAAAGAACUUGAACAACUUCUUCAAUUUUUGGAAGCUCACAAACAACAAGUUAGAAAUCAAUUAUCACCAAAUAAUGCUUCUCAACAUCCAUUCUCUAAGUUCUUCACUUUCCCUCAAUACUCAACCGGAAACAACCACCCGAUGGCCGCCGCCAGCGACGGGACA